Molecule: messenger RNA, 2868 nt
Organism: Sander lucioperca (pikeperch)
Lineage: Eukaryota; Metazoa; Chordata; Actinopteri; Perciformes; Percidae
Gene: sdc3
Product: syndecan 3
Exons: 6
Coding region: 499-1911 (470 amino acids)
Biological process (GO): cell migration
Cellular component (GO): cell surface; membrane
Source: RefSeq, a predicted model, not a curated record
CACACCCCUCCUUCUGCCAGACUCCCAGGCCAAGCAGCGUCACCAUACGGAACAUCCUGCCCUCAACGGAGAGGGGGAGGAGAGAGAGAGAGCCUGAGUGUGUGCACACAGAGAGAGGGGUAGAGAGAGCCUGUCUGUGUAUUAAGAGAGAGAAAGAGACGAGGUCUGGCAUCUCCCGGUAGUAAAUCUAUCAGGUCUCGAGCACAAAAACUCAGAGAGACAGACAGAGAAGAGGGAGAAGAGGCCUCGAAGAAAUCUCAUUGCUUAAGCCUACUGGUUACCUGGAGCAGCAGCAGCAACAGCAGCGCGUGAAGCCUUGGAUUAAAAAACCCGACUAGAAAGACGAAUGGUCGCGCGGACUGGCUGCGCGCUCUGACGUUGGACAGACUGAGACUACCGAGACACCGACAGCAAGCAGCAGUAGCUUUUGUUCCCCCCACCUCCCCGACCCGUGAAGGCAGCGGCGGCACCGGGAGGCUGUGCCCGCGCACCCCAAUUAUGAAGCUGCCUUGGCUAUUGGCGCUCACAGCGCUGCUUGCUCACACCGCCACGGGACAGACGUGGUCGCCGUCUAUCGAUGACGAAGGCUCGACGAGAGACGAGUUCUACGACGAUGAGGACCUUUACUCGGGCUCCGGCUCUGGCUUUCCUGAGAUCAGUAUGAGUCCGACAUCUGCGGGUGUGUCCUUCACCACAGAAGAGCCCCCCCUCCUCUCCACCACCCAGGCCACUGGCCCCGCCCCCUCCGCCUCACCUGCAGUUGAGCCGAGCUCCAACCCGGAGGACCCCACUGCCACCCCGCUGCCCACCGAGGCCGAUGGAGAAAGCGGUGUGUUCUGGGAGAGAGAGCUUGAGAAGGAGAAAGAGUUAGAGAGGGAAAGAGAGAAGGAGCAAGAGAGGCUGAGGGAACUGGAGAAGGAGAGAGAAAGGGAGAAACAGUUGGAGAGGGAAAGAGAGAGGGAAAGAGAGAGGGAGCGGGUCCGAGAGAUGGAGAGAGAGAGGGAAAAGGAGAGAGAGCGCGAGAGAGACAGGGAACGUGAGAGAGAGCGAGAGAAAGAGAGAGAGAGGCAGAGAGCGCGUGAGCUUGAAAGAGAGAGAGAGCUUGAGCGGAUCAAGGCCACCUCCCAGACCACCGCCGCCCCACGAUCCCCUGCUGCCAUCCCCGUGGUGACCACCAACCCGGCAACCAGUCCUGCAGAAAGUGCAGUGCCCUCUGCCGGUUGGGAUGACCUGAGCACCACAGAAGAGGAAGAGGACGUCUACCUGUCACCUGAACCCUCAGCGUUUUUCCCAGGCUUCGACAUGGAAACCACCACAGAGGAAGACACAUCCACCACAACAGAGACUAACCCUGAACCCACGACAGCUGCACCCACCACCACCGCCGCCGCCACUGUCAAAACCAGGGUCCCCUUCAGGCCCAGAGUUCCCAUGACGACAGCUACUCCGGCGGUGCCAACAGAGAGAACGAUCCGUCCACAGCAGCCCACAUCUACACAGGAGGGUAACAAUGAAGCGGGUGCUGCAGGACCGAGUGGAGAUUUCGAAAUUCGUGAUGAUCGGCGUAAUGAUCUUGGUCGAGGUAUAAUGCCAGUGGAUCCUGAUCUGAUUGGUAACACAGUGGAUGGAGGAAGCUCUGCCGCCCAGCUGCCACAGAAGAACAUCCUGGAGAGAAAAGAGGUCUUGAUAGCUGUUCUGAUUGGUGGACUGCUGGCGGUGGUUUUCGCUGAUUUCCUGGUCAUCGCAGUGAUAGUGGGAGGAGUAGUGGGUGCCUUGUUUGCUGCCUUCCUGGUGAUGUUGCUGGUGUACAGGAUGAAGAAGAAGGACGAGGGCAGCUACACACUAGAGGAACCCAAACAAGCCACCGUCACCUACCAGAAACCAGACAAGCAGGAGGAGUUUUACGCAUAACACUCGAAUGCCAGAGAGACACACCUCACACAGGGGGAGAGAGAGAGAGUGAGACAGAGAAGAGAGAAAAAUACUCUAAGCCCCUGUCCUCCUCCUCCUCCUCCUCCUGCUCUUCUUCGUUGCCUCCCCCUCAUCUGCUCGCCUCUCCUUAUCCCUCUCUCCUCUUGUCUCUGAAACACUUGAGAGCGCCUCUCUCUCUACAGACUUGGAACUUUCUUUUCAAUGAAAACGAAAAAAAGAGGACAAAAAAAGACAAAAAAAAAAUCCAAAUAUAUUCUGAAAAAAUAACACAUACACACAAGAUGUUUUUAAAGUAAAUGUUGUUAUUAAUAUUCUACAGAUUAUCUUGUUCUGUAUGUAAUGAUAUGAUUAUUUUGUAAGAAAACAAAACAAAACACAAGCUCUUAACCUGUGUUUUCCAGCACAAAAAAAGUUCUUCCUCUGUUUUUAUGGAGCGAAUGAAAAGGCUAAAAAGAAAGAGAAGAGGGGCGAGGCGAGCUGAGCGAGACACAAAAGAAAAGGAAAGAGAUGGGCUCGACUCUGCCCCUCACCCCCCCGGUAAACACACAGAGCGUCUGGUUGGCCACACAGAGCCCAGGGUCAAAGGUGAGAGGAAAGGUCUCUUUGGUGCCUUCCAUCACUCUGGUGCGCAACGACACAUACGCACAUUCAUACAGCCACAUAAACAAAUGCUUACAUACAUGCACAUGCAUACAUGCACACUCACUUGUAUCUGCUUUAAGGUGGCUCUGACCUCUCUUUCUGUGCUCGGCCAACCAGAAAACAGUGCUCAAUCCUCUGUGUGUUUCACAACGUUGAGGAGCCGCUGUGGAAACAUUAGCUGGUCGCAUAGAGGUUUGCUCACGCAUCCAAUCUGCUCCUCUAAGCUGUACAAAGACUAGUUACAAAUAGUAAUAAUAACCAAUAAUAUAUCAAUGUUUUGGGCUGGAUGGUGAA